UUGUGCAAGUUAGUCGAAUCGCGCGAGGCACACGAAACUCGUAACAUCAGCGAUUUCGUGAGUUAAUUUGUUGCCUCGCGACGAACGACUUGUAUCAGUCUCGAUCAAACCGUAGCAAGAGCAGCACGAAAUCGCGAUGCUCGCGUAUCAAGGAAUAUUCCUAGCGGUGACAAUUUCGACGGCGAGCGUCGUGCUCGCCGACGUCCUCGUUCAGCCUGGUUACUAUUACGACAAUAAUCGACACAAUCCGUCGUAUCAACCUGCUGAUCCACAAUACCAGCCGUCGUUUCCGGCCGGGCAAUACUACACGAAACAACUUACGGACCAGCAAUUAAUGCCACAUCCUAGAAGAGGUCAGGUAGUUUAUCCUCAUAACGGGUAUCAAAACUACUAUCGGCCAUACCUCGUGGGACAUCCGGCGUAUCAUCAUCAUCAUCACCACCCCUACGUGGUACCACAUCAUACGCACUACGCAAAAAUCGAAGGACAUGGAUAUGUCCGGCCGUCGAUAUUCCAUGAUUAUUGGCAUCCCGUGAUAGGACACUACCGAUAUAAAAGAUCCCCCGUACAAUCCCAUGACACCACAGUGGAGGAACUCGCCAAACCUGCGCUCGUUAACCAUGAAGUGGCCACGAAGCCGUCCCUAAUGACUACGAAAUAUUCUACGGUUAUCGACUCACAUCUUCAGGAAAACGAGCCUGCCGGUACUGAUAAUAAGCGUUCGGAGGGCAAGCGUCAGAGCAAAAACGAUCACGUUACCACGGGACCGAUGUUAUUCGGCCUCUAUCCACAAAAUAUGCAUCGCGAUUCUCGUCAACUUGGCGCCAUUUCAGAUCCUACGAAACCCUCGAGUGUUUCGAUACGCUCAAGUAUUCACAACAUGCCGAAGUAUCCAAAUGGAAAAUCCAUGAUGAAUUCUGGUACGACGAUUGUGGUGAACCCGAUACAGGAGACGUCAACAACAAUGACCUCUCAGGGAACUGGACCAAAAGAAGAUAAUAAAAAUCAACAGCAGAAUCAGACGCCUCUCACGGAUCCAAAUGAACUCUCGAGUUCGAUUUCGUCGUCGAACAGAGCAUCGGACGAAGAGUCGGUCGGCGCUGCUCGUGAUUACUAUAACCACGGAAAAGUGUUCGAAUGGCCAAUCAUGCCAUCAGAAUUCUAUACACCGCUGCGAUACGGAACAUGGAAUUUGCCAAGUUUGUACAACCCGAUAUACGUGCGAUAUAAGUUCCCCGAUCCUAGGCAGAACUAUGUGUCAAUGAAAUUGGAACCACGCUAUCAGCAGAAUGAGUAUCCGAUAUCGGAUAAGAAAUCUCCACUGAAGUCACGUAAGUACAACAAGGAGCAAUCAAAAACCAACCAGCUGACUGGCGCGUCAAAUCCCAACAACGAUUAUAGAGCGGCGAGUUCCUGCGAUUCCUCUCCAGAUUACUCCGACUAUCGGUCCAUCUACGACGAUCUUAUUCCAGUAGAAAUGCACAAUACAUACGCGCCGGUUACGUAUCCGAUCGAUCUGGACUAUUACACGACUUACCAGAGCAGUGAUACCCAAAUUAACCCGAUGACGAACAUCGUUCAGACCUCGCCGUAUGUGACGCAACUUUUAAACACCUACGAUAACCCGAUGAGUACAAGAUAUGUUUCCGUACCGCAAACUUAUUAUCACCACAAUCCCGCCUUGACCUACGACAACGCGCCGUUCGAAGGUACAUUUUCGUUUCCGAACUAUUAUUAGUGUCAGGCUGCUAUUACAAGUACGACGCGCUGCCCAUCGAUUCGUACCGCGCCUCGCAUCUCGAAGCAACGAGCCGAUUGACCGUAAGAAUUUUUCAUGAUCUAUUUAUCAUAUGUUACGUAUAUCUCUUACGCCAUACACAUAAUUUUAUACACGCGCCCGCCUUUCAUCGAGCUCCGUCCACUCGUUAGUUAGAUUUUCCUCACACAAGGUAAAUGUCCCAAUGACUGAACGAGAAUAAGAAAGCACAAUCAGUUUAACAUUUCUAUGAAUAAAUAAUUAAUAGUAUCAUUAAUGAAAGUAACGUUUCUAUGAAACUAUGGUUUGUUAGCGAUCGAGAAAUAAUAGCAAAGAUAAAAUAAUCAAUAAGUAUUAAUUAUAAUUAUAAGUAUUAAUUAUAAUCUUAACAAGAUAUUAGAUAAUGACGGUUUUAUCAAUAAUUAAACUGGAACAUAAAUCACAUGUUCUAAUUACCGAGUAAAAUUUAAUGACCGAAUAAUCAUGAUUAAAUAAUAUUACAAAUUGGCACAAGGAAAUGUCUUUCUAACAAAAUUUUAAAGGCUCUUUUUUUUAGAAAUAUUAAAUACAAAUAUAUAUUAUUAAAGUUCCAAUUAUUGAAACAUUAUUCAAUUGCUAGGGCAUUUACUUUAUCUUUCUGCAAAUAAAAAUUGCUAUAUUUCAAUUCGAUAUUGAGCUUUAGUAUAAAUUUCGGUAUGCGCUAAUGCUUUAUGUUUAAAUUUUGAUGGCACUGCCAUCAAAUGCAUUGAAUACAUUUUCAAUAUAGACGUAGAUUUCAUUUCGCAUUGUAAAAGUAGUCCCAUUUGGAAUAACUUGCAUUUAGUACAAAGGUAUAUAAAAAAUUACAUUUUCAUAUAAUGUAAUCAAAUUUUUUUAAUACAACUUAACUCUAAUUAGACAUAUAUGUACGCACACGAAGAAGAUAUUGUAGUAAAAAUUGCGUGAAAAUUAAGUUUCUUUUUAUAAUAUUUUGUGCAAAGUUAAACUACAUUAAAUUGCAGCACAAAUUACUAUAGAAACAAUAAGUUGAUAAUUUAUCUAGUAUAUAAUAUAAAAAAUCAAGUAAUUAUAAUAAUUUUGCACUAAAAAGUUAAACGUGUAUAAAAAUCUUUGAACAAAUAUGUAGUAAUUUCGGACAUAAGAUUAUAAAGAAAUUUUGUCAUAACUUACACUGAAAGAAAAAUACAAUUGUUUUUGACGUCAACUAUACUUUUUUUGUGAUUUUAACCACAAAAAUAGUUACAAAAACCAUUGUUUUAAUAAGUGUUAUUAGAAAGAUGAUUCUUCUAAUUAUUUUUUUAGUUAAAAUCACAAAAAGGUAUAGUUGACGCCGGAAGCAACUAUAUUUUUCUUUCAGUAUAUAUUAUAAUAUUUCUUCCAUGUGUAUAAACCAUUUUAAUUUGCGUGUGUAACUGUAUACUAUUCCGAAAUAAAUAUGAUUAAAACAAAA
Messenger RNA from Odontomachus brunneus, 3206 nucleotides. RefSeq lists its product as uncharacterized. Bases 137 to 1738 code for a protein of 533 amino acids. Lineage: Eukaryota; Metazoa; Arthropoda; Insecta; Hymenoptera; Formicidae. The record is from RefSeq and is a predicted model, not a curated record. The transcript has 5 exons.